AUGAAUGAGGAAAAAUUGGCCGAUGUGUCGGCGGUGAACACUGUCAGCCUAGCCUACUUUAAAGAGGACCCAGCUUUAUUUUUCGCACAGUUAGAGUCGAAGUGCGAACCGAGAGGAAGUACCUCUCUGAAAACAAAAUUUAAUUUAGCGGUCUCCAAGUUGCCUCUUGAAGCUGUCCAGGAGGUGAGAGAAAUUAUUAUCUCUCCGCCGAAAGACAAGCCAUAUUACAAGUUAAAAGAGGAAUUUGUUUGGAGGACAUCUAUGUCACGGCAAAAGAAAUUGUCGCAGCUUUUACAUGAGGAACAAUUGGGAGACAGCAAGCCGUCGCAAUUUUUACGUCGUUUGCAGCAUCUAGCCGGGGAAGGUAAUGAGGAUGGCAUUAUACGUCAUAUUUUUCUCCAGCGUUUGCCCUCUGCGUAUCACGCUGUUUUAGCUGCGGUGGGUGAAGAUGCACCCGUCGAAAUGCUGACUAAAAUAGCAGAUAAUGUAGCUGACCUAACUUCGGGAUGCACUGCUCCCGUUUCUGCUGUACAGACGCAAGAGCCAGAUCCGCUGGCUAGACUCUUGGAGGGACAACGAAGAGACUUUACAAUGUUUCCUGCCCGCACUCUCUCUCUCUCUCUCUCUCUCUCUCUCUCUCUCUCUCUCUGUCUCUAUCUAUCUAUCUAUCUAUCUAUCAUAAUAGGGACUUUAAAACACAUUCUUCUUACUUAG
Messenger RNA from Acanthosepion pharaonis, 714 nucleotides. The record is from the annotation of a GenBank genome assembly. Lineage: Eukaryota; Metazoa; Mollusca; Cephalopoda; Sepiida; Sepiidae.